AGCUACCCCGCCCCCGCCGCCUGCUCCAAUGGGGGCCUUUCGUCACCACUUCUGCCAGGUAAGGUAUCCGUAUUGCUGCUGCUGGGCCACCUGUAUCGCAUAUCCUCCAGACAAAGCUCCAUGAAGCUCCCCUCGAACGUGUUAUUAAACCUGACUCGACGCCCAAUCUUUGCGCCGUCUCUAUUCCCACUCAUCUCAUCCUCAAGUCCGACGAUAUCGCUCACCAGCAGAAACACUGCCCGCCUCCAACGCAGCCUAAGCACCACCCUCACAUCCCGUUUCCGCUACACAUCAUCAACAAUGGCCGUACCACCCAAAUUCGCAGCUCACAAGCUGACCUUCGGAGCGGAACCCAAGCCCUCGGCCGACGGCGUCCCCGCGCAGCCGCACACCAUCGAGCUCUACCUCGACUACGUCUGCCCCUACUCCGCCAAGCAAUUCAACACCUUUUACAACGCCGUCGUGCCCGCCAUCCGCGCGAACCCGGCCUGGGCCGCCAACCUCGAGGUCAUCUUCCGCCAGCAGGUCCAGCCCUGGCACCCCUCGAGCACCCUGGUUCACGAGUCCGCCGUGGCCGUCGUCAAGACCGCCCCCUCCAAGUUCUGGGCCUACAGCGACGCCCUCUUCAAGGCGCAAAAGGACUACUUUGACGCCAACGUCGUCAACGAGCCGCGCAACGAGACGUACAAGCGCCUCGCCAAGCUCGCGGGCUCCGUGGGCGUCGACGAGAAGGCGGUGCUGGACCUGCUCGUCGUCUCGGACAAGCCCGACGCCGAGGGCGCGCUCAACGUAGGCAACGGCGUGACCAACGACUUCAAGGUGCUCAUCAAGCUCGCGCGGUUGACGGGCGUGCACGUCAGCCCCACGGUGCUGUUUGACGGGUACCCGAACAACGAGAUCAGCUCCGGCUGGACGCUUGACCAGUGGAAGGAGUGGCUUCAGAAGAACAUUGUCUGACUUGAAGGGCGGCGGGGUCCGGCGCGGGACCACCGGCUUUGAGACGAUGACAUGCUGUUUGGUGCUCUACUAGCUAGUAGGGAAUCUGGCAGGGUUUCCAGGUUGGAUUCUCAUAGUAGCGGUCUUCAGUCACGUCAAUCAUUUAACCUAGCAUAAGCAGCUUGAGUCCGAGAGUCAAUCAAAUAAGAAGAAAC
Molecule: messenger RNA, 1151 nt
Organism: Colletotrichum scovillei
Lineage: Eukaryota; Fungi; Ascomycota; Sordariomycetes; Glomerellales; Glomerellaceae
Exons: 1
Coding region: 121-957 (278 amino acids)
Source: RefSeq, a predicted model, not a curated record